Messenger RNA from Frankliniella occidentalis (western flower thrips), 4513 nucleotides. It is a transcript of the gene Bre1, whose product is annotated as E3 ubiquitin-protein ligase Bre1. Bases 232 to 3168 code for a protein of 978 amino acids. Gene Ontology annotation, cellular component: HULC complex; nucleus. The record is from RefSeq and is a predicted model, not a curated record. NCBI's taxonomy places the organism in Eukaryota, Metazoa, Arthropoda, Insecta, Thysanoptera, Thripidae. Gene Ontology annotation, molecular function: metal ion binding; ubiquitin protein ligase activity. The transcript is spliced from 18 exons.
AUUCAUCUGCAGCUUGUCCUGUUUUAUUCCUUUCUAAGUUUUGUAAAAUGUUUAGUUGAAUGCAUUAGAUUUGGUUUUUACGACCAUAAAAUGACAAUUUUACCGUGUUUCCUCGAUCGUUUCCGCGCUAUUCAUGAUACUGAAGCGGUAUAGAUGUAAUCAAUUCAUGUGUGUCGUACUGUCGUCUCGGUCGUUUUUUCUUUACAAUAAGUAUUAAUAGCUUUGAGUAAAAUGUCGAAGAGACCAGCUGAGAAUUCCGAUGGCAGUGGGCAGCCUCCUGUUAAAAAGGUCCAGUUUGAGCCAAUGCGUAUUGGACCAAUUUCAACCCUUGAAGAAAUGGACAUGAAAGUUUUGCAAUUUCAGAACAAGAAACUUGCCCAGAGACUUGAACAACGCCAGAGAGCAGAAGCUGAGUUGAGACAAAGAAUUGAACAGCUUGAGAAAAGGCAAACUCAAGAUGAUGCUAUGCUUAAUGUGGUAAAUAGAUAUUGGAAUCAAUUGAAUGAAGAUAUCAGAGUCCUACUUCAACGCUUUGAUGCUGAGACAGCAGAUGAAUCUGAAAACAAAAAUGAAAAUGAAGCAACAACUUCAUUUUUGAUGCAACUGUCCACAUGGGAUAAAGAGGAACUAGAUGAAAAGCUUGCCAAUAGAGUUCAAGUUUCAAAGAGAGCUGUGGCCAAGGUCAUACAGGCCUUUGACAGAUUAGGACAACGUAAUGAAAAGAUUACCCUCGCUUUGAAAGGGGAGCUAGAUGGAGAUGAAGCCCCUAAUAUGGAUGAGACGAUUCGGCAGGCAAAUAUAGAAGUUCAAGCAGAGAACCGUAAUUUGCAAGCUCUCAACACCUCAUUACAUGAGAAGUAUCACACUAUAUCAUUAAAACUUGCUGAACUUCAAGAUCAAAUAAAUGGGAAAGAAACUGAAGCUGCAGAACUGCGUAAUCAAAUUGACGAUUUGCAAUAUGAAUAUCAGAAGGUUUCACUGAGAAACGACAAAUUAGAAACUUCUUUAGCUGACGCCAUUGAGCAGUUGAAAACUUACCAACAAAUGCAGCAACAACAACAAGUUAAUGAAGGUAGUUCACAACCCAAACCUGUAAAUGUUGUCUCCACAGUGUCCCAAAAAAAGGUUGAAGAUUUACAAAAGGAGUGUGAAGAGCUUCGAGAACUCUCAAACAAUAGGCUGCAGGAGCUUGAUAAACUGCACAUGCAACACAGAGAGACACUUAAAGAAGUUGAAAAGCUGAAAAUGGAUAUAAGGCAACUUCCAGAGAGUGUUGUUGUUGAAACUACCGAAUACAAAUGUCUCCAAUCUCAAUUUUCUGUUUUAUACAAUGAGUCAAUGCAAUUAAAAACACAGCUAGAUGAAGCAAGGCAGCAAUUACAAGGUAGCAAAAAUGCUCAUCUACGUCAAAUAGAAAUGAUGGAGAGUGAAGAGCUUUUGGCACAAAAGAAGCUCCGCACUGAAGUCAUUCAAUUAGAGGAUCUUCUAGCCCAACUUCGUAAAGAGUAUGAAAUGUUACGCAUUGAAUUUGAACAAAAUCUUGCAGCUAAUGAACAAACAGGGCCAAUUAAUCGUGAGAUGAGGCACCUUAUCACCUCUCUUCAAAACCAUAACCAGCAAUUAAAGGGUGAGGUCCAUCGCUACAAAAGGAAGUACAAAGAGGCCAAUAGUGAAAUCCCAAAGUUGAAGAGAGAAAUUGAAGAACUUCAGCAAAAAUUAGAAGAACAUGCAGCUUCUGAAAAACAAGAAUGUGCAUCAAGUGAAUCUUCCGUCAAAGAGGAAGAAGAAGCAAGCUCAGACCUCUCAGCAAGCGUAAAAGAUGAAACUAUGUCCAUUAAAAAGGAAGGGAGUGGCGAUGAAAAUGAGCAGCCAGAAGAGCCUGAAAUCGACCCUUCAUCCAUGGAUACGUCUCUUAUGUCCCCCAAAGACACUAAAGACAUCAAGCCGGGUGCGCCUGUCCCAGCUCAGCCUGGUGCUCAGGCCCAGCCUACUGCUCGACCAACUCAAGGUGCCACUCCAACACCUGGAGCUGUAAACGAUGUCAAGAAAGAGGUGAAAUGUGAACCAGACCCACAACGGCCGAAAGAUGCCAAGGGACCUGAAUCAGAUUUAGUUCGUGAGCUACGUGGUCAAUUGAAGAAAGCUCUUAAUGAUCAAAAGGAAAUGAAGCUACUCCUGGAUAUGUACAAAGGAGUUAGCAAAGAGCAAAGAGACAAAGUUCAGUUAAUGGCACAAGAAAAGAAAAACCGUGCAGAACUGGAAGAGUUGCGCCAACAAAUAAAAAAGAUUCAGGAAAGCAAACGUGAAGACAGAAAGAAAUUGGCUGAUGAAGAUGCUAUGCGUAAAAUAAAACAGUUGGAAGAUCAAGGUUAUCAGCUUCAAAAGCAAUUGGCAACUCAUAAACAGGAAGAAGAGGCCUUGUUGAAUGAAAUGGAGGUAACAGGACAAGCCUUUGAAGAUAUGCAAGAGCAAAAUUCAAGGCUUAUUCAACAGCUUAGGGAAAAAGAUGAUGCUAAUUUUAAAUUAAUGACUGAAAGAAUCAAAUCAAAUCAACUUCAUAAAUUAGCAAGAGAAGAAAAAGAUGUAUUGAAGGAACAAGUAAUGACAAUGACUACUCAAGUAGAAGCUACCAAUCAGGUAGUCCGCAAGCUAGAAGAAAAAGAACGAAUACUUCAAAAUUCUCUGGCAACUGUGGAGAAAGAGCUUGCUUUGCGGCAGCAAGCAAUGGAAAUGCACAAGAGAAAGGCUAUUGAGAGUGCUCAAUCUGCUGCAGAUUUAAAACUUCAUCUAGAAAAGUACCAUGCUCAGAUGAAAGAAGCGCAACAAGUUGUUACUGAGAAGACUAGCUCUCUUGAAGCAGAGGCUUAUAAAACCAAGAGACUUCAGGAAGAGAUUGCACAGCUACGUCGCAAAGCAGAAAGGAUGAAGAAGAUAGAGCUAGCAGGCACUUUGGAUGAAGUAAUGUUAGAGGAAAUUAGGGAGUAUAAGGAAACGCUUACAUGUCCAUCCUGUAAAGUUAAACGCAAAGAUGCUGUCCUCUCCAAGUGUUUCCAUGUCUUUUGCUGGGACUGUCUUAGAACAAGAUAUGAAACGAGGCAGCGCAAGUGUCCAAAAUGUAACGCAGCUUUUGGUGCUAAUGACUACCAUCGUUUGUAUCUUUCUACAUAAUCUUAAAGACUUAAUUUAAAUUUUUUGAAAAUAUUUUAGCCAAUCUAAAUCAGAUUACAUUUUCUAUCUGAUUCAUUGUGAUAUCCUAUGCCUAAUUUGUUAGGAGACAUAGAUAGCUAUGUUCUUUGGGUUCCGACCUAGUUCAGACUUGAUCAGAAUGGCAAUCAAAGUUGGUUUAUUCAUAUCGGCAGUAUGGUGACUUAAGUCUUCCUUGAGGGUCCCGUGCGUAAUAUGAUGUUUAUAACAGGACCAAAUCUUCCUGUAGUAUUAUAUUUUCUAAAGUUUGUUUACAAAUUUUCUCUGUUGUCUAUCAUGUUUCCGUGAACUAAGUCCAGAUAGCAAUACUGUAUUUUUUUCUUUAUUUAAAUCAUUCCUUUUAGGGGAAAGAAGCAUGUCAUCAUUUUCAAUCUCUUGGUUGUAGGAAUGUAUUCUUUGAAUUUCAAUUUUGAGGGAUCAAGGCCAGAAUUUUAGUAAUUAACUUUGCUUUAAAUAUUGUGAAUAAGGGAAUUGCAUUUAACUAGAUACUUCACAUUAGAAGUCAACUUGUAUUCUCAAGUACUACGAAAUAUUCGAGGCAUCCUCAUUGUGGUUUUUCAUUUUUCUAGCCUUUUAAUUAACAAAUUGCAUAUUUCGAGAUCCUUAAGAUGGGAACAAAUUGACCUUUUGAUCGUACCUAUUUAUAUAUACUUGACUUAAGUACUAUGAACCAGUUUCUAAUUCCAACCAUGCAAUGUAAACAAAGCAAUUCAAGUUUCAUGUUAUUUAUUGCUUAAAUUUUAUAUGUUCAUGAGUAGUCGGAGCAGCUCAGCUGUAGUCCAUUUUUCCAUACCUAGAAGUAUUCUCAAGUACUGUGAUAUUUCAUUCUCAAAAUUAUAUCUAUGUAUAUUUGUAUAUGAAUGUGGAAUAGUCCUUGUACAUAACAUGUUACCUAAGCUCAAUUCAGCAUUUGUAAGGCUUCCACUCUCUGAGAUAUUUGUGUCAUUAUCUCUGUAGUCCUUUGAUCCAACAAAGUACCAUGUGGAAGUUUAUACUACUUAUACUAUUAAUGAGAAGAUUAUAGUUCCAAUUUUCUCUUUACAGCUCUUUGCUUCAUGUGGACUCACUUAUAUUAUUGUGAGAAGUCCACUUUAAGACUUUAUGAGGAGAUUUUCCAUGCCUGAUAAUCUCUUCACUAAGUCUCUUGGAAGUCUGUCUUCCUCAAUUCGGUCUGGGAAAAUGGACUUACAAGCUAGGAUUACUUAUGUUUAAGCUUGGCAUGUUUCUGUGUGAGUUGUAUUUGAUGUACAUAUGUGGAACUUUCGUAUCAAAAGAAAUAAAUGCUGUUGGAUGUUCUAGCAUAGACAAA